This is a messenger RNA of Fusarium redolens, 603 nucleotides long. RefSeq lists its product as uncharacterized. The transcript has a single exon. The record is from RefSeq and is a predicted model, not a curated record. Lineage: Eukaryota; Fungi; Ascomycota; Sordariomycetes; Hypocreales; Nectriaceae. The coding region runs from base 1 to 603 and encodes 200 amino acids.
AUGAGUUUUUAUCGAACGACCGGUAAGUCUGGUGCGACCAAAAGAUCUAGCAGUUUGAACAAAGGCAUUGCGGGCAUGGCGAUCUCAGAUUCAGAGUCAAUGAUAAGCAUCGAUACGUUUGCGAAUUCUGAGGAUAGUGCAAACUCCGACGAGGUACCAUCGACUAAAGAAGAGUUGGCAUACUUCAGACUGUCAUUAAUCGACGUGGGAGAGGGUAAUUUCAUCAAAGCUGUUCGCAUAACAAGCCACAUCUUGAUCCGAGUUACCUACUCGGUUUGGUUCACUGUGGAGUGGAACGACGGUGAAGAGUCAUGGGAGCCCGAGUCUGCACUACAGGGAUACCAACCAGAAAUGGUCUAUGCCUACUGGGGUGCACAGAAAGGGGGACGUGAUGAGGUAACCCAAUUCGAUAUGUACCACGUCUUUGCGAUCUUAGAUCACGGCAGCAUGGUCGAUAACGGCAGGAGACGCGCCAAAAAGAUUAUUUACAAGAUUCAUUGGGUUGGCUACGAUGAGAGCGAUAACAGCUGGGAGACAUCAAUGAAGGUUGCAGGUCUUGUUCCACAAAUGAAGCAAGAGUAUGAUGAGAAGCAUGGGUUGUGA